CGCACACACGCACACGCACACACACACACGCACACACACAGGGCUACAGCACACUAGAGAGAGAGAGGCGCGAUCUGGUAGCAGUCAUACACACCCGCACACAGGCACGCUCUCUCACAGCGCUGGCUCCACUGCUGCUCCCCGGCUGUUUGCAGACAGGACGACACAGACACCGGCACCGAUAUCCACUCGGAGAGACAGAGAGAGAGAGAGAGAGAGAGAGAGAGAACCUCAUCACAUCAUGCUGGAUUGACUGAGGAGCUGGAAUAGAAAUCAAUGGCUGAGCUUUGAAAUCGUUUAAAUUUAUCUGUUAGUAAAAGAGGGGGAGAGGGGGAGAGUGAGAGAGGGGAAAACAAAACAAAUAAAUAAAUAAAUAAUUUCAGCUAUGGAACUUACAAUGGACAAUCUUGGGAAUCUGCACAGCGUGUCUCACUCGCAGUCUGGGGAGCUCAUGAGCGCUUCCCACGGCCGGCAGCCCUCUCACCGGAACCUGGUGUCGCACAGCCGGCCCGCUAUGGUCUCCAGCAUGGCUUCUAUCCUGGAAGGAGCGGGGGAUUACCGGUCGGAUCACAGCCUGGCAGGGUCCUUGCACCCGGCCAUGAGCAUGUCUGCCUGCGAAUCCCAGUCCGGCAUGAGCCUCAGCAACACCUACACCACGCUGACCCCCCUGCAGCACCUGCCGCCCAUCUCCACGGUCUCUGACAAGUUUCACCAUCAUCCCCACCACCACCAUCACCACCACCACGCACACCAGCGGCUCGCCGCCAGCAACGUCAGCGGCAGCUUCACCUUGAUGCGGGACGACCGGAGCCUGGCUUCCAUGGGCAACCUGUACAGCCAUUACCCGAAGGACAUGUCCAGCAUGGGCCAGUCGCUUUCUCCGCUCUCCAACGGCCUCGGUUCUUUGCACAACUCCCAGCAGACCCUCAGCGCCUACGGCCCAGGGGGUCACCUGUCCAACGAGAAGAUGCUUUCGCCCAACGGGUACGAGUCGCACGCUGCCAUGCUGUCCCGGAGCGAGGACCACUUGGCUCGGGGGCUCGGGGGGCCGGGAGCCGGCAUGAUGCCAGCGCUGAACGGCAUGCACUCGCACGGGCACCACCAUGCCCAGUCCAGUGGCUCCAUACUGUCCGAGAGGGACAGACAAGCGGCAGGCGGAUCUCAGGGCGUGGGGCCCGGGCAAGUGGAGGAGAUCAACACGAAAGAGGUGGCUCAGAGGAUCACGGCGGAGCUAAAGCGCUACAGCAUCCCGCAGGCGAUUUUCGCGCAGCGGAUCCUGUGCAGGUCCCAGGGCACACUAUCGGACCUGCUGCGGAACCCCAAACCGUGGAGUAAACUCAAGUCGGGCCGGGAGACCUUCAGAAGGAUGUGGAAGUGGCUCCAGGAACCGGAGUUCCAGAGGAUGUCUGCGCUCAGACUGGCGGCCUGCAAGCGCAAGGAGCAGGAGCAGCACAAGGACCGCAACCUGGUGCCCAAGAAGCAGCGGCUGGUGUUCACAGAUCUGCAGCGACGGACCCUCAUUGCCAUCUUCAAGGAAAACAAGCGGCCCUCCAAGGAGAUGCAGAUGACCAUCUCCCAGCAGCUGGGCCUGGAGCUCAACACCGUCAGCAACUUCUUCAUGAACGCCCGGCGCCGCUGCGUGGACCGCUGGCACGAGGAGCACAGCGGGAGCCCGGGGCAGCCAGGGACCUCCACCAGCACCUUCUCCAAGGCAUGAGGAGGGACCCCCUCCCUCCCUCCCUCCCACCCCCGACCCGACCCGACCCGACCCAAACCAAACCAACCGCCAAGGGGCCGCAGUGCAGCCAGACACACACACAGACACACACCCUUCCGCGCGGUGCCUCACAGACAUGAAACAUGCACAAGGAACACUCCAGCACCUUCGAUCAGCAUUGAAGCCUGCAUGGGAACAUGCACACACAACUCAAUCAGCACGGGGAGAGCGACGAGAAACUCAAUCAGCAAGGGUAGAGCGAUGAGAGGUCAAGGGGACUGACGUUCUUCAGCUACAUCAGUGUAUGGAAAGAAGAUGCAGGAAUUCUCCGGGGGUGUGUGCACUGGUGAUGCAUCUUCUGAGUUUCCAUGGAAGUUUAUAAGGAUCGACAGCCGUUGCACUGGGUAAAAGGAAAUGCACACCAGCGCCACCUGCUGCUGUAAAGCGGAACUGCACAGGGGUUCCCAUAAAUUAGUUUUAUUGUUUUCGAAAGACAAGGACUGUACAUGUUACAAGUCUGGGAGAACACCACUAGCCAGUAGGAAUAAAAUAAAUAAAUAAAAUAAGGGACUACUGCACAAAACACAAAACUUACUUAAAAAAAAAAUACAGAAACCAGGAUAAAAAAAAUAACAAUCAAAAAUAAUAAUAAUAUGAGAAAUGUGAAGAGGCCUCCCUCAGCAGGGUCUGGGUGCUGUGUGCAAGGAGACCAGGCUGCACUGCAUCCUGAACAAGAUAUCUGCAGGUCUGCCGGAAGCACACUCACUUAACACAUGGGAAAGAAACAAACAAAAAAACACAUAUACUGGAUUUUUAUUUUUAACCAAACCUUUCUUUCAGACUAUACAAGGUCAAUGUAGAAUAACCCUAUAGUAGUGGUUGACCUGAAGUUGUUUAUUAAUAUAUUGUUAACUAUGGUAAAUGUUAUGUAUUGUAUAUGCUCGAAUGGAAAACGGUUCAAUGCAUCGUCUCUGUUACCAAAGAAAAAAGAAAAGACUCGGGGGGGGGGGGAAACAUGGAGCGAGAAAAAUGAAAUGCAGACCUCUCCCCCGAGCAGGGGCGCUGCAUUCAAAUGGCUACUCUCAGAAAGAGACUUAAUAAUAGUGCCAAUGACAACUGCCUUAAUGAUAAUCAUUGAAGAUGGUACUGCUUUAACAAAGAGACAGCGCUUACUAGUGGGGGACCUGUGCCAUAACACACCAAAAACAGCAACAACAAGCAAGUACAAAACGUCUCCUUUUAAAUGAUAGAAACCUCACAACAGAGCAUCACCCGAGCUCCACCACGACCAAACAGCCUGGAAAUAACUUUACCUUUCUCUGUCUCUCUGUCUCUUUCUAUCUCUCUAAUAUAUUGAUGCGGGUAUAUAGUACCAUCUAACACAAAGAACCUUCUUAUUCACUUUACUACAUGCCCUGUUGUGCAGAUAUGUAAGGCACCUUGCUGACAAUACAAAAAAAAAAAAAAAAAAAAAAUACAAAUAUUUCCAUGUGGAAGAAGUGCACAGACUUUUGGAUUACUUGUGAAUACUGUGAUGAAUAUAACAAUUAUUAAAAAAAAAGGAUUAAAUGAAAGAAGAAUAUUAAGAGGAGGAACGAGACCCAACGACCCAACGGAGAUCUGGAGCUGAACACUAAUCACACAGGACUACUGUGUUGCCAAAAAAACGUUCCUCCGAAGUUCUCUUCUUGUCUUGCGGUGAUGUAGUGAUGCUUGAUUCUUCAAAUCUGCCUACACCUCGUGUUGGGGGGGGGGGGGGGAUUGUUGCACUCCGUUCCUGGGGUGGUACAGUUUUAGACGAGGGCAAAAAAAAAAAGAAAAGGAAAAAAAAACCUUUCCAGUGAGAACCACAGUGGCUACCUCACUUGAGCUUUCAAUCUGUGGUUUUUUAAAAGCCACGUCUGAUACCAAAGAUUUUUCAACCUUGCCUGGUCUGUGUUUGUUACCCCGGGGGUCCCCUUCUUACCUGCCCCCUCCCCCUUUUCCUCUCUCCUAUCCCUUGGCAGGAUACGGAGAAGUCCCUGUCGAUUCUAGAUAACGAUACAAACCACGAGACGAUAGAAUUAUCCCAGUCCCACCUCGCAGGGAGAUACCGAGUGGAGAAUGAUGAGAGUGAAGAGAUGAGUGCCUUUUUCCUUCAUCCAGAGGUGUGACUGCUUUUACAAAACACACACGCAGACACACACAGGACACAGCUAGCUGUGCAGCAAAUACCUCAAUCCUUUUAGAAGCCUUCCUUUCCUCCGGGUGUUACGACACAAUGAGUAUGGAACAGCCCCCCCCCCCCCCCCCCUCCCCCGUGCUGAGAGCCCAGACCCCCCUGUUAUUUUACACCAGCGAGUCUCUAUUCACAAGGUAUCCAAGUGGUUUUGCUGCUUUUUUUAUUUUAUAAAUUGCUAUGUAUUUUGCGGGAAGUGACUGCAAAAUCUUAAUAUAACUUGUUUAAACUAAAACACACAGAAGCACUUUAUCGUGUUUAAAAAACCUGCAUGCCUUAUUUACUAAUUUAUUUUGCUGUUUAUUAUUUAUUAAAACUGUUAUUUAAUGUGGGGGGAAAAAAAAACGUAUUGUAAACCUUUUUCUGUUUUGUUUUGGGUGUACAGUCCGCACUUGCUAUAUCUGCACACCAGGUGGCACUAGUUCCUUUAGAUUUCAGUGAAGUGAGUCUCAUUGUAACGUAAAUCAGUAGUGGCUGUUACCAAAGAGAAUACCAAAGACCCCCCCAGCCCCAACCCCAACCCCAACCCCAGACAGAGAGACGGGACCCCCUCCCACACACUCUCCAGCACAGACCAGGCAAGCCUUUUGACAAUUUUCUCUGAAAUACCUCAAAUGUUUAAUGUAAGUUUAUGUGAUAAAAAAAUAGUUAGUUUUGGAACUUGUGACUUGAAGCUUUAUACUGUUCUCAUUAUAAUUUCGCAGAGUUGGCAUGUAUUCUUCUGGGACGUGUUCAAACGGAAAGACCUAUUGAAUGUUACAGUGAGGACGAGACUCACAUUGCUCAUUGGUUCAGAAGGGAAGACGAAGCCCGGGGUAGUUUACACAUUUUCAUAUUAAAAUAAAAUAAUAAAUAAACAUCCCUUUUAAAGUCUGAAAAAAAGAAAACUAUGAAAAUAAUAACAAUAAUAAUAAUAAUAAUAAUAAUAAGACAGCCUUUUUCUAGACGUGUUUUGGUUUUACAGCCAUGUCCUAACUGCAGUGUUUCUAUGUGUUUUGUGUUCAAGAUGUAAUUUAAAAAAAAAAAAAAAAAAAAAAAGGGAUGAUGUUUUUUGCAUGGAUAUGUAACUCUGUAAUAAUAAUGCUGAUUAGUAUUUUGGGGAAAAAAAACAAACAACAAAAGUAAAUCGAUAUUAAUUUAAAAACUACAACAGCAGCAGCAGCAACAACAACAGGUUUGGAAUGGUAUGCAUGGGGGUUAUAGGAAACUCUUAUGGUUUUUUUUCCUGUUGUAUAUAAAUGUGUUGAAACAACACUCAGUCUAAACCAAACCGCUGCUGUGAGCCAGCUCAUACCUAGGGGCGGGGUCACAGACAGAACCCCUGCCCAAUCACAACGAGACAGGACUGACCCCACUGCCCAAUCACAAUGCGACAGGACUGGGGGGUGGGGGCAGCGACAGUGAUUUAAAAAAAGUCUGCCGAUAUCGAUUUAUAUUAACAUGGCCUGACCAGCCGGACCCAAAACAAAACGCGUCAUUGUUUCUCUUUUAUAUUACUGUGUAUUUCAAUCAUAGCAAAGUGUCUUUGUUUUAGAAAAAAGACAAUCAGUUACUGAGACGGCUCGGGCAACGCUUCUCCAAGACCGGCUGCUGACUGCCUAGAGUGAGCUGCCCUCCAACCUGCCACUGCAACCCAACCCUCCCCUCCCCGGGGCUGCCUUCCCACUGCUCACACCCAGGCAUGGAGAGGCAGGCAGAGAGAGCGCUGUGUGUGCUGAGCCCUCCUUCACAGGCCAGUGUGUGCAGGCACAGCCCUCGUGAGAAUGCGUUACUUGAACACGCCUCUUGCAGAGGGAGACAAUCAUUGGAACAGCACAGCACAGCGCUCGUUGAUACCGCUCUCCAGACUUGAGACAGCAGAGGAAACGCAGCUUAACUGUAUCCAAACCAGAACCCCGACCCCAGCCCUGAAACUCAGCAUGUGAAUCAAAGUCUAAAAGCUCUUUAUUACCUCACUCCCGAAGCCACACAGACAACUGCUGCUUUAUAUCGCUACCGUGACGGACGGCUCCACCUGGUGUUUCGACAGGGGAGCUCCGACAGCCCCACGCCUGUAGUUUAGUCUAGCUGAGUCGAGCUGGCUGCUGGCUGGCUGUAUAUUUUUGCACAGAAAGCUAUGCAAACACCUGCACCCACUCCCGAGCCUGGCGGUGGGGGCCAGAGUGUACAAUCCGCCCUCCCAGGCACGGCAACACCGCCCGGCACAAAAGGGUACAAUAUUGAGUGUCUAGGAGAGGACUGCUAUCUGGGAGGCUGCAGUUAUAUAUGGUUUAUAUAUUAUUUAUAUAAGAAAACAACAGUUAGACCUGUAAGUUAAUGUAAGGCAACUGUUCUGAAUUCCCCAGCAAUGUUAGACAGUUAACACACAUCCGCAGCACCCUCUAGUGGUUUGCUACUGCACUGCUGGAUGUCUUUGAUGGCUGCUCUCACUCACAAUGCUGUGAGAUCAUAAUGCUGUGAGGAUAACUGAAGAGAACCAACCCGCAGUGAUUGUAUUGGAUUGUCUAGCUGGUAGAUGCAGACUGCUUUUCAUAGAUGCUAACCUUGUUUGACGUGCAAGGUUUGAGAAUCCCCGGAGCCUUGCACACACACGCACAUGCACGCACACACACACACAUUCACAGGCUGAGCACCCCCCCCCCCAACUCCUCUAUGCAUUCCACUCAAUCGAUGCUGAAAUGGCCCCCAGAGUAUCCCUGCUAAAAACCAAAGACUAUAAUAUAAGUGUGACAAUCUGUUGUUUGUUAACAGACAAUUCUUAAAUAAAAGGUACUCUGGAGAGCCGUCUCUAAACCUCAACCAGCCAAGAAAAACUACCCCAUUGGAAACGCUCUACCAUCUCUCAGCAAUCACAUGCGCUCAGCAUACAAGAGCGAUGGAAGUGCGCAGAGGGGCAGGCUCCUUCAGUCCAGGGCAGGCUUGUCUUGGGGAACCACUUGCGAGGGGAAAUGGAGGAACUUUGCUGAGUGCUUUUAUGUAGCGCUAGCAGAUAAAUAAAUCAAAUCCAUAAUGAAAAUAAGACACGAAACGGAAAAGAAAACGCACACCCCGUUUCUUUUCUUUCUUUAAAAAAGACAUCCUAAAGCGAGUGAAAAAAACUAAACCAAACGACGGGUAUUUACUGCAGAGACUUUUUGAGAAAUAACAAUAAAAAGCGUGUUUGUUUUUAAUGUGUAGUACUAGGUAACUCAUCAUGGAGCAUGAUCUCUGAACCUUGGCUCCACGUCUCCACUGAGCGACAUUAUAAGCAAUACGUCACGACAGGGUGUCCGUCGUCGAGGGAUACCGCCGCGCCUCGGGUGCGCUGUGAGACACGAGCCCAUAUCCCAUAAUGAUACACACACGGAGUGCCACAUUGCGAUUAUACAAUGGCAGUCUGAAAUGAAAAACAACAUACAAAAUGAGCUUUAAAGAGAACCGCGGCCAUGUCCCACAGCCCAUUGAGGCGAACGGGGCGGGCGAUCCCUGCCAUUGUAUCAUUGUUAUCAGAGCACCCUUCUUUCUGCAACCUCUCAACAACAGUAACGUUACACAAAAAAAACUAAGAAAAAGAAAAACAAAGCUUGAAAAAAAAGAUACAUGGUCAUCGUUUUCUUUCUGUUCAUUACUGUGCUGUAACUUAUGUUAAUAAAUUAUUUUCUAAUCAUUCAGA
Molecule: messenger RNA, 7587 nt
Organism: Acipenser ruthenus (sterlet)
Lineage: Eukaryota; Metazoa; Chordata; Actinopteri; Acipenseriformes; Acipenseridae
Product: one cut domain family member 2-like
Exons: 2
Coding region: 386-1717 (443 amino acids)
Biological process (GO): regulation of transcription by RNA polymerase II
Cellular component (GO): nucleus
Molecular function (GO): DNA-binding transcription factor activity, RNA polymerase II-specific; RNA polymerase II cis-regulatory region sequence-specific DNA binding
Source: RefSeq, a predicted model, not a curated record